ACCGAAAAUUAUCUGGUUAAAGGAUUUUACAACAAAAUACUCAUACUGACUGACUAAUGGGCGUUUAACGCAGAUAUUUAUAAAUUAAAAUGUGUUUUAAUCUUAACUCGGAACGGUGAUGAAAACUUGUGAAUUGAAUACAGAUUAUCCUUCGUUGUAACGGCUCCCUAUCUUGGACGUCCAGAAUUCAAGAAUAAAUACGAUAAAUAAAAGAAGCAGAUGGCUAACUUCCCUAAGCAAUUCAGCAACAUCGUGGAAUACUGUCAGUGUGUCAAUGUGAUGAAUGAAUAGUCGACUGAAUUACAUUAGUUCAGAAGGCAAAAUGGAGUACAUAGAGCCCAAAGCUGCAGUAAUCGGAUCCAUAUUGUGUUGUGACUGUGGUUCUCAGAUUCAGCCAAAUCCCACAAAUCGAUGUAUUGCAUGUAUAAGAGCUCGCAAUGACAUUACUGAAGAUAUACCCAAGCAAGGCACUUUAUACUUUUGUCGAGGAUGUGAGCGGUAUUUGGAUCCUCCAGGAACAUGGGUUCCUGCUGCCAUAGAGUCAAAGGAAUUGUUAAGGCUGUGUUUAAAGAAAAUAAAAGGACUCAACAAAGUUCGGCUUAUUGAUGCAGGAUUUGCUUGGACAGAACCACAUUCAAUGAGAAUUAAGGUUAAAUUGUGUGUCCAAAAGGAAAUCCAAGCUGGUGCUGUUUUACAGCAAGACUUCAUUGUAGAAUUUGUUGUUGUGCAUCAGAUGUGUGAUGAUUGUCACAGGGUUGAGGCAAAAGAUUAUUGGCGAGCUUUGGUGCAGGUACGACAGAAAACGGAUCACAAACGAACCUUUUAUUACCUGGAACAGAUGAUACUAAAGCACAAAGCUCAUGAAAAAACGUUGGGAAUUAAGGCAGCAACAGAUGGACUAGACUUUUACUUUGCUUUAGAGUCAUCUGCUCGCCAGUUAUUAGACUUUUUAACGUCAGUAGUACCAUGUCGUUGGACUCAGAGCAAGAAGCUUAUCUCUCAUGAUGUCCAUUCCAACAUUUAUAAUUAUAAAUAUACCUUCAGUGUUGAAAUUGUGCCCAUUUGCAAGGAUAGUGUGGUAUGUUUGCCAUCAAAGCUGGCUCAUCAGUUGGGGGGAAUUGGUCAGAUAUGUAUUGUGCAUCGUGUUACAAAUCAUAUUUUACUGAUAGAUCCAGCCACUGCUCAGUUGGCUGAUAUUGACAGUUCUAUUUAUUGGCGAACUCCCUUCAAGGCAUUGUGCUCUUCAAAGAAAUUAACAGAGUUUAUUGUUAUUGAAACUGCUGAAGCUGCUGUCAAAUACUUUAAGGGCCAAGGUCAGAUAUCAAAUAAGCAUCAAGUAUCAGAGGUUUGGAUACAAAGAUCUAAUGAAGUGGGGUCUGAUAACAUGAUCUUUUGUCGCACCCAUCUUGGACACUUGCUUAACCCAGGAGACACAGUUAUGGGAUUUGAUCUUCGUUUGUCUAAUGUCAAUGAUGACAACAUGGACAAAAUGAAGGAAGAUGACAUGCCAGAUGUUGUUCUUGUGAAGAAAGUGUAUGCUGAUAAAUCUACCAGAAACCGACGCCGUCGUUGGAAACUCAAGCAUCUUGGGGUUGAUGAUGAUGUUGGAAGUCAGAACAACGAUUACACAGAUUUCUUAGAGGAUUUAGAGGAGGAUCCACAAUAUCGUGCAAAAUUCAACAUUUACCAAAAGGAUAAAGAAAUACCAGCAUCAGGCUUUGAAAGUGAAAAUGAAGAUCUGCCGCAGGUUGGGUUGGAAGAAAUGUUGCAGGAUUUGAACGUAGAUGAUCCAGAUGUGGAAGAAAAAAAAAACCCUGUGACUAACUGACCAAGAUUACUCUUUUUGUUAUACAGAAAUGUGUGUAAUGUUUAUUGUUGUUUCAUAUUAGAUUUGUUAUUUUUCUAUGUAGUAAGUGCAUUGUGGCUUUGCAGUUGAAGGAAAGCAAUAUUAUACAGAAUAGUAUUACAUUUAGAAAUGGUACGAAAUUAUUUUGUACACAAUAAAUAUCUGCAUUAUA
Macrobrachium nipponense is the source of this 2018-nucleotide messenger RNA. It is a transcript of the gene Nmd3, whose product is annotated as 60S ribosomal export protein NMD3-like. Bases 284 to 1828 code for a protein of 514 amino acids. Gene Ontology annotation, cellular component: cytoplasm; nucleus. The transcript is spliced from 10 exons. Gene Ontology annotation, molecular function: ribosomal large subunit binding. The record is from RefSeq and is a predicted model, not a curated record. Gene Ontology annotation, biological process: ribosomal large subunit export from nucleus. Lineage: Eukaryota; Metazoa; Arthropoda; Malacostraca; Decapoda; Palaemonidae.